Trichomycterus rosablanca is the source of this 327-nucleotide messenger RNA. RefSeq names its product guanylin family protein. The record is from RefSeq and is a predicted model, not a curated record. Gene Ontology annotation, molecular function: guanylate cyclase activator activity. Gene Ontology annotation, cellular component: extracellular region. NCBI's taxonomy places the organism in Eukaryota, Metazoa, Chordata, Actinopteri, Siluriformes, Trichomycteridae. The transcript has 3 exons. The coding region runs from base 1 to 327 and encodes 108 amino acids.
AUGAAGACCAUCGUGUCGAUUGCGCUAUUCCUGACCUCCGUCUGGAUGGUUUCUGAGGCUGUCCAAGUUCAGGACGGAGAAUACUCCUUCUCAAUGGAAUCAGUCAUGGUCCUCCAGCAUUUGUUGGACGCCAGCUCGGCCACCCAGCAGCAAAACCCACGCCUGUUGAAGACCAGCAAUUCUGUAGUCUGUGCCAACCCAACCCUGCCACAAGAGUUCCUAAGCGUCUGCCAGAGAAGUGGCUCUAGCAUGGUCUUCUCCAGACUAGCUUCUGUGCCUGUGGAUAGAUGUGAAAUAUGUGCUUUCGCUGCCUGUACCGGCUGUUAG